UCAUGUGUUUUGACUUGUCGCAUGUUUCACUUGUUGCCCAGAGAUUCCUGAUACUGAAUGUGUACUUAUUAUUACAUUGAGCGAUGGGGAACCUUCCUCAACAUUACCUAUGUGGACAUUUUGAGAAUAUAAAAACAGAAGCAU
Messenger RNA from Nezara viridula (southern green stink bug), 144 nucleotides. Lineage: Eukaryota; Metazoa; Arthropoda; Insecta; Hemiptera; Pentatomidae. The record is from the annotation of a GenBank genome assembly.